AAGUGCACAUAAGGUCUGUUUGGAUUGGUUUAUUUGAGAAGAUUUAUAGAAGACUUAUACAUGUCCAAGAGGAACUUCUUUCCAAAACAGUCGAAUUGGACAAUAAGUUGUGAGAUGUAGCUGAUGGAAUUCCUAUCAUAAAGCAAAUCCUACACCAUAAGAAUGUUCUUUUGAUUCUAGAUAAUAUGGAUGAACUGAAGCAACUGCAGGGUUUGGCUGGAGGGCUUGAUUGGUUCAGUCCUGACAGCAGAGUCAUCAUUACCACUCGAGACAAACGUUUGCUAACAUGCAGUCACAGGGUUGAAACAACCUAUGAAGUGGAUUGGUUAAAUGUGGCAGAAGCUCUUGAAUUAUUGACGUGGAAGGCAUUUAAAAGUAACAGAGUCCAUUCAAGUUACAAGUACAUUCUACCAUGUGCAAUAACUUAUGCUUCUGGCCUACCAUUAGCUUUAGAAGUAGUUGGUUCCAACUUGUUUGGAUUAGAUAUAGGAGAAUGGGAAUCCACAUUAGACCAGUAUGAAAGGAUUCCAAAUAAAGAGAUCCAAAAGAUACUUAAAGUUUUGAUGCUUUGGAGAAAGAUGAGCAAAGUGUUUUUCUCGACAUUGCUUGUUGCUUGAUUUUUAUAAAGGUUUUACAUGAGCUCUUUCCUUCCAUGUUCCAUAAUUGAAAA
Molecule: messenger RNA, 670 nt
Organism: Medicago truncatula (barrel medic)
Lineage: Eukaryota; Viridiplantae; Streptophyta; Magnoliopsida; Fabales; Fabaceae
Product: disease resistance protein RPV1
Exons: 1
Coding region: 186-617 (143 amino acids)
Biological process (GO): defense response
Molecular function (GO): ADP binding
Source: RefSeq, a predicted model, not a curated record